CGGAUCGCAGCACGCAUGCGCUCUCGGUCGCUGCCCCUCAGCCGCUGGAGGCGCUGUCUGCCGCCCGUGCGGGGCUGGAUGAGGUGGGGGCGGUCCGCGAGCGUGAUGGCGGCUGCGGCAGCGGCGGCCGGGGGAGGUGGGGAGCGGAGCAGCACCCGGGAACGGCUGCUGGCGGCGCUGGAGGAUCUCGAACUCCUGGCCAGGGAACUAAUUGAAAUUUUGGCAAUUUCAAGAAACCAGAAGCUUCCACAACCAGGAGAAGAGAGCCAGAUCCUGGAGCUGCUGAUUCAGAGAGAUGGAGAGUUUCAAGAGCUAAUGAAGUUGGCAGUUGAUCAGGGGAAAAUCCACCAUGAAAUGCAGCUUUUAGAAAAGGUAGUAGAAAAGAGAGAUAAUGACAUUCAGCAGCUGCAGAAGCAACUGAAAGAAGCAGAGCACAUACUGGCCACAGCUGUUUAUCAAGCAAAGGAAAAACUGAAAUCAAUUGAAAAGGCAAGGAAAGGUGCCAUUUCAUCUGAAGAAAUAAUUAAAUAUGCCCACAGGAUCAGUGCUAGUAAUGCUGUUUGUGCCCCUCUGACGUGGGUACCAGGGGACCCACGCAGGCCAUAUCCUACAGAUCUAGAAAUGAGGAGUGGUCUCCUGGGUCAGAUGAACAACCCAUCCACUAAUGGGGUUAAUGGACACUUACCUGGGGAUGCGCUUGCAGCAGGCAGAUUGCCAGAUGUGCUUGCUCCUCAGUAUCCUUGGCAAUCAAGUGAUAUGUCAAUGAACAUGCUACCUCCUAACCAUAGUAAUGACUUCAUGUUGGAGCCUCCGGGACACAAUAAAGAGAAUGAAGAUGAUGUGGAAGUGAUGUCAACAGACUCCUCAAGCAGCAGCAGUGACUCAGACUAGGUACAGGAGGGACGGUAUCCCUAGUAGACCUUUCCUGUGGUGAAGAUGUUCAACUGAGAUGACUGGGAGCUUUCUGCUGGAUGAGAGAUGUCAGAUUUCCAGUGCUGAUGUAAAUGUGUGAAUGAGUAUGUUUGCAAGAGAUGUGUGCAUUUGUAUACAUAUAUAUAUAUAUAUACACUAUACAUAUUAGAUGACAACGUUCCUGGGACAAAAGGUGUAAGGGGAAUCCCCUUGUAUGUAUGCUAGUAACUUGACUCUUUUGAAGACAGUCUUUUCUAUGGCACAGAAAUAAGGCAUAAGAUUUGUAAUUUUAAUACCUUUUUUGUUACUGCUGAAAUGCAUGUUGUUAAUCACCUAGUGUGUUCUGAGAACAAAACCAUGGCAAUAAGGUGUUUAAAAAAAAAAGUUUGUAAUUAUUGUAAUAUAUAAUAAACUCACCUUUGCAACUUUGCUACACUUUGCAAACAUAAGUCUUAGGUUUGUUGUGUGAGUUCAUUAGUCAGCGCAUUUCAUCUGUGUGUGUUUGAUUUCUGAUUCAGUUUCAGAAGUUUGUGAUCCUUUUAUUGGGAUGUUUAAUCACAGAACAGUCAGGGUUGGAAGGGACCUCAAGGAUCAUGAGGCUCCAACCCCCUGCCACAGCCAGGGCCACCAACCUCCACAUUUAAUACAGGACCAGGCUGCCCAGGGCCCCAUCCAACCUGGCCUUCAACACCUCCAUGGAUGGGGCAUCCACAGCCUCUCUGCACAGCCUGUUCCAGCACCUCACCACUCUCUCUGUAAAGAACUUCCCCCUGACAUCCAACCUAAGUCUUCCCUCCCUCAACUUAAAACCAUUUCCCCUUGUCCUGCUGCUAUUUACCAUUGUAAAGAGUUGACUCCCCUCCUGUUUAUGUGCUCCCUUUAGGUACUGAAAGGCUACAAUGAGGCCACCCUGCAGCCUUCUUUUCUCCAGGCUUUUUCCCUUUGCAGUGUCAGUAUUGGAAGCAGCUGAGCAGCCAGCAGCUGCAAGUCUGUUCUUUUCAGCUGAGCCUAUCAGGUACACACAACUGCAGACCCUGAAGCAGUGAUGUAGAAUGCCCACUUGCCAGACACCACAGAUAUUUUGGUCAGGUAUCCCAGGGCCAUGGAUGCUUUGGAGCAUACUGCAGAUUCAGCUCUUUUCAGUUCAAAAGGAGCUCACUUAUUAUUUAGUCUUUGUCAUCUAUAAUUUUUUUCAGUUCUUUGAACCUGUUCAUUUGUUUGCUCCAGCAAUUGCAUUUUUACCUCUGCUGUAAGUGUUCUUUCAUCUUUCCGAAGUUAUUUCUCUUGGCUUUCUUUGCUCUGUUUUGCUUAGGGAGUCAUAUGAUGACAGCUACUCUUUUAUUUUUGCAAUCUGAUCAGGUUACUCAUGCAAACUGUUACUUAUACCAGUUACAGGUUUCUGCCCUGCCUUACUGUUAAGGCUACCUGAAACAGAGAUCAAAGUUCUCUCAACUUUUGCAUAUUCUGUGCAGGAAAUAGCUGUUAAAUCAAGAAUCGUUCCUCAUUGUUCAGGCAGGCCUUCAGCAGUGACAGUAAUGAUACCAUAUGACCUAUAUAUAUAUGAGUCCCAUAGGGAUACAGGAAUGAAAAUCACCUUUUCAGUUAGGUUCAAGCACUUUAAGGGAAUAUGGGCAAUUUGGUUUUGUCUCAGCUAUCACUUUUGGAAGUAUUUUCACUUCCUAAGAUUUUUUAACCUCUGUUUCACAGUUAGAAGUAAUUCUUAUUCAUAGGUAUUUUAAUCUUUAUGCUAGGAUCAGCUUUUUCUCUUUGGUGCCUACUCUCCAGCUGUCUUUUAAGAUAAGUGCUUGCCCUUUAAGAGAGGCCAGGUGCAUCUGACUCCAUCUCUGGAUGCAUUCAUGGCCGGGCUGGAUGUGGCUCUGGGCAGCCUGGUCUGGUGCUUGGCGUCCCUGCACAUAGCAGGGGUGUUGAAACCAGAUGAUCAGUGUGGUCCUUUUCAACCCAGGCCAUUCUAUGGUUUUAUGAUUUGGAUCAACAUAAAUUAACCAUCCUAACAAAUAAUGUACCCCAAAGUCUUAUAAGGCAAUAUCAUAUGAUUCAUUCAUUUAAAUAACUGAGAAGGUGGGUGGUUGUUUCCAGAUAUAAAUAAAAAAGGAACAGAAGGCAGAGUUUUGUGAAAUAACCACUUACUUUCCUGGGUUGUUUAGUGGCCUGUUAAGGGAUUAAAAGGUACCCCUAAGUUACCUGUUUCAUGUAUUUAAGAAAUACAGUUCACUUUGCUGCUCUAGUGCAUAAAAUCAGACUUGGCACAUAAGAUGCAUCCUAGAUAAAGUUUCAUUGCGUAAAUUCUUCGAGCUAUCUGUUAGGAAAGUUUUUUUCUGAUUUGUAUGUCAAGAUGCUAGCUACUAUAAGCAAUUUAACAUAAACUUGCAAAGGUUUAACUGCAUGUUCUGUUAUUCAGUUGCUUUGAUGUGUACAGAAUGCAUUUUCCUACUUAAUUUUAUAUUUAAUUUGAUCUUUGUAUUUCUGCUCAGUUGAAAAUAAGCACUAAAAGUGAUUGAGCAUCAAAUAUUGGGAGUGCUGGGGGUGCAGUGUGUAAGAAAUAGAAAUGCAAGGUGCAUGCAGAACAAGUGAAUUUAGAGAUUGCUGAUAGCUGAUUGCAGUAAUGCACUGUCAUUUAAUCAAUCCACUUAGGAAGAGAAUGGUAACCCUGA
Molecule: messenger RNA, 3584 nt
Organism: Lagopus muta (rock ptarmigan)
Lineage: Eukaryota; Metazoa; Chordata; Aves; Galliformes; Phasianidae
Gene: MED4
Product: mediator complex subunit 4
Exons: 8
Coding region: 16-891 (291 amino acids)
Biological process (GO): regulation of transcription by RNA polymerase II
Cellular component (GO): mediator complex; core mediator complex
Molecular function (GO): transcription coregulator activity
Source: RefSeq, a predicted model, not a curated record